CAGGUUUGCAACUGGACAGCUGUUUGACACUUUUUUUUUUGCGCAAUCGACUCACAUAAAUAAAAACUGACUAUGGUGGAGAUUUUCUAAAGUUAGAUCGAGCUGAUUAACUGUAACUUGAGGAUCAGUAUAAUUUUUUUGAAUAUACAUUUACAUUUUUCGGUAACAUGGGCGGAGAGUGCUUAUGCUAUUCAUGGACGUGCAGACCCGUGUGGCCAGUUUUUAUUAUUCUGGCUACAGUACCUUGUAUUUUGAACUGCUCAGAGAGUCCUGCAGCAGUCGUUGGGAAAAUGUAUCCACGCGGCAAUCACUGGGCAGUAGGUCACUUGAUGGGGAAGAAAAGCAUAGAGGAGCAGGGGGUAAACCCUGACAGUGACUACCUGACACCCUCAAAGAUAGCCAGGGUCACAGAGCAUCUAAUGGAGGCUCUGAUGCAACCGAAGAAUCCAAAACAGAUGAUUCCCCAAAGUGCAGACAGGCUGCUUCGGCGCUACUGGAGAGAAGAGGACAGAGAAAAAUAUCUCACAGAGAUGUCAGACCUACUUCUUCUGGCUUUGAAACUGCAAGACACUGACUCCACCUGAAUGCAAGAUGAAUUUCUGUCAUCAUUAUCUACUUAUUGUACUCUGUAAUCACAUAUCCACACUGUAUAGUUUUCUCUGCUGUAACAGAUGUUUAUUUUAUCACUAAUUUUAAUUUUCCAUAUGCAUAUCAUGCACCAUUUUUAUUGCUCACUGAUCAGACAAGGUUGUGUUAUAUAAGCUGCGAAUCUGAAAUAAACUGAACAUUGUGAUAACUGCACUGUGGAUGUCAAAGCAUGCUUUGCACGGCAGAAGUAUCCUUAAAAAAAAAAAAAUCUGACAUUCUCAGUGUUUUUGAGGUUUACGUCACCAGUACGCUAACUCGUUUGUACCACUAGAUGGCGCACAAAGUCAAU
Messenger RNA from Archocentrus centrarchus (flier cichlid), 937 nucleotides. It is a transcript of the gene grp, whose product is annotated as gastrin-releasing peptide. The record is from RefSeq and is a predicted model, not a curated record. The transcript has 3 exons. Gene Ontology annotation, biological process: neuropeptide signaling pathway. NCBI's taxonomy places the organism in Eukaryota, Metazoa, Chordata, Actinopteri, Cichliformes, Cichlidae. Gene Ontology annotation, molecular function: neuropeptide hormone activity. Bases 168 to 584 code for a protein of 138 amino acids.